Racocetra persica is the source of this 333-nucleotide messenger RNA. NCBI's taxonomy places the organism in Eukaryota, Fungi, Glomeromycota, Glomeromycetes, Diversisporales, Gigasporaceae. The record is from the annotation of a GenBank genome assembly.
AUGCAAAGUUUAUAUGCACAAGAUAACAUCUUUUAUACGCGCAAGGUUACUGACCCAAUCAUCUCUAAUAUUGAUCUUUAUUGUCAAACUUAUUCCCGUGGGGUAAUAUUAUAUAAUCAGGAAAAACUCACCACCGAUAAAUCAACUGUGAGUUCUCGAUCUAUGAGUGAACCUCUAAAAAAAUUCUCACUGAAUGGGAUGAAUGAUCCUUUUUGGUCCAAAGUACAUGUAUGUAGAUAUAGCAAUAUGAAUUUUACUCCUAAAUGCAAUUUCUCUUCAAGUGCAGGACUCCUUCAAAGAGGGCAUCGACUCUGUCUUAAAUAUGCUUUAUAA